AUGAACUGCGAAAUGCUUGGGUUUACCUUGCUUGGACUUCUGGGGAUCGGCGUUGCCGGCCUUGAUGCUGUGGCCGAGAAGAACUUGGCGACAGCCAAGUUGGACUUGGAGCUUGGCGAAGGGAAGGUCUGGAACACUGCUACUCCUGCAGAGCAGCAGGUUCUCAUGGACAAAGAAGCUGCCCUCUACGCGCCAAAGAUCACGUGUGCCUUUACCCCGAGCAGCGCGGUAGGCUUUGAAGCAACUGGCAAGAGCCAGGCAGACUGCGGAGCCAUCUUCGGGAAGUCCUUCACAGGCAUCGCCACCCACAAAGGCUGGAAGUGCGACUGGGCUGUAGUGGAUGGCAGUGACGGGAAGACCGUCAUCGCUUGGUGUCCCUUCAAGUAUACUUUGGAAGCGACUGGAGAGGUGGUCUCCAGCACUAGCAUGCUCAAGUACGAGUUCGAUGACGCAGGUCUAAUCAUCGGUUAUUUUCAGGAGUUUGACACGUCCAGGUUUGCCAAUGGGAAGAGCCUUUCCUUCUCUGCAGCUGCCCCAUCUGGGAUCGCCUCGUCAGGGGCCAUGAUGCUCAUCGCUGGGACUGUCUUGGGGAGUGCUGCCACCACAGCGUUAUCCUGGGCUCGAUCAAAGCCAGAGCAUCUCCACGAAGGCUAUGGUCCUUGUGACUGA
This is a messenger RNA of Symbiodinium pilosum, 669 nucleotides long. Lineage: Eukaryota; Dinophyceae; Suessiales; Symbiodiniaceae. The record is from the annotation of a GenBank genome assembly.